AUGACGACGUAUGCAAAGCUCAUGGAUGACCCGAUAGGAAUUACGAAGAGAAAGAAAAACCCGAAAAUUAGAAUAGGAACAUGGAAUGUUCGAGGAACAUAUAGCGAAGGAAAACUCAAACAAAUAGUUCAAGAAUUACAAAGGUAUAAUAUAGAUGUAGAAGCUAUACAAGAGACGAAACAAAAAGGCAAAGUCAUCACUGAAAUAGACAACUACAUAUUAUUUAAUAGCGGAAUUGACAAUAGAGAACUAGGAACAGGAUUCAUGGUGAAGAAGAGCCUGAAAGGAACAGAAAAUAAGCCUACUGAAGAGAAAGAUCUAGAAGUAAAAACAGAAUAUUACGAAGAACUAGAAAGAGAAUAUGUGAAAAUACCAAAGCAUGACAUUAAAAUGGUUAUAGGAGACGCCAACGCAAUGAUAGGUAAAGAGAAUUGCUAUAGGCCAACAAUCGGGAAAGAAAGCAAACACCAAAAAACGAAUCAAAAUGGAGAAAAACUGAUAGAGUUUGCAGGAGAAAACAAAAUGGUAGUCAAAAGCACCUUCUUUGCGCAGAAAGAGAUCUACAAAGGCACAUGGAUGUCGCCUGACGGAAAAACGGUCAACCAAAUAGACCACAUACUGGUAGAAAGGAAAGAUGCCCAACUAAUAACCAGAUUAAGAAGCUACAGGGGAGCAGCAGCGAAUUCAGACCACUUUCUAGUAAGAACAGACCUCAAACAAGAAAUACCGAAGAAAAAAGAAGGCAAGAAGACGCAAUGUGAUAUAAAUGUAAACAAACUUAAGAAAACUAAAGUACAACAGGAAUACGAACAAAAGAUGAAUGAGAGAAUAAGAUCAACAGAGCAAGACAUACCUAUAGAAGAGAGGUGGGAAGAACUACAAGAGAACAUAUGGAAGACCUCGGAAGAAGUACUAGGGUUCGUCAAAAAAGACAACAAAAAUCGAAACGAAUGGUUCGACGAGGAAUGUAGAAAAGCAAUAGAAGCGGGGAGGUCAGCCAGACAGAAAUAUCUAAAAUCAAAAAAUGAGAAGAACCAAAAAGAUUACCAAGAAAAAAGGAAAGAGUACAAGAAGAUAUGCAGAAAUAAGAAACGAGCAAAGAUGGAAGAACAAAUACGACAAAUAGAAGAAAACUUGAACAAGAAUGAAAUAAGGAACUUCUACCAGGACGUGAAAAAAGAGAAAAGAGGCUAUCAACCACGAGUAAUAUAUUGUAAAGACAAGGACGGCAACCUGAUAGGCGACGAACAAGCAAGAAUAAAACGAUGGGCAGAAUACUUUGAAGAGCUGCUAAACGAACAGGAUACACAGCAAGGUACGAACGAAAGAGUGAACGACUCGGAUGACCCAGAUGAAACAAUAGAAAUUGACGAAGGAGAGAUCAGAGAAACACUAAGGCAGAUGAAAAACAACAAAAGUCCUGGUAGAAACGGAAUAAAGGGCGAGAUGCUAAAGAAGGAAAAAUGCCAGAACAAUGGAGUGAAGCAGUCUUCUUCUUCUUGA
This is a messenger RNA of Zophobas morio, 1503 nucleotides long. RefSeq names its product craniofacial development protein 2-like. Gene Ontology annotation, molecular function: catalytic activity. NCBI's taxonomy places the organism in Eukaryota, Metazoa, Arthropoda, Insecta, Coleoptera, Tenebrionidae. The transcript is spliced from 3 exons. The record is from RefSeq and is a predicted model, not a curated record. The coding region runs from base 1 to 1503 and encodes 500 amino acids.